Molecule: messenger RNA, 634 nt
Organism: Rhizopus microsporus ATCC 52813
Lineage: Eukaryota; Fungi; Mucoromycota; Mucoromycetes; Mucorales; Rhizopodaceae
Exons: 2
Source: RefSeq, a predicted model, not a curated record
CUUGCGAUUGAUGAAGCUUGUUUGUUGUCAGUGUUCUUUAUUUAAUAAAAGCAUUUUUUUCCUCUUCUUUAUCUCCAAGAAUAAAACAAAAAGAGCGAAUUAUCAUCUGGAUAAAUAUUCUACUUCAACCAUACAAUUUUCUGGUGUUGCACAUUCAAUUUUCUUUUUUCUUCUUCUUUUUUAAUAUUUAAAUGAAUGAUAUUUUAACAGAAAGAAAUAAUCAGCAAUUGACUACAGAUUAUGACUUGUAUGCCAACUUACUUUUGUCAAACUUACUUGACAAAGAAGAAGAGACGAAAGAAGAACAGAAAGAACAGGACGAAGAGAAGCCUAUUGACUUGACCAACGAUGUUAUUUGGGUCCCGGCUGAUAAACAUCCUCAGAUCGCACCAAUUGAAUUUGCAAAGUUUAUUGAAGUCCAUGGAGCUAAUACACCAGUGAGAAGAAGGGCCUCUAAUUUACAGCGCAGAAAAUCGGUUCUAUCACAAUCACAUACAUUUGAAGACGAUGAGUUUAGACAUAACUUGCAGGUAUCAGAUGAAUCUAGAGGUAACAAUAGAAAGAAAGAAAAAAAAGAGGGGAUAUAUAUGAGCUAAAAUGUUUGUAAUACCAGAUGAUAUGCUGUUUGACCGCA